CUUUGUUCUGUACCUGCAGUGUUGUACUGAAGCCAGCGGAUCAAAUCCUUUGGGGGGGGAGGGGGGGAAGCACAAGGGACUCACGGGUCCCAGAGGGAAGAGAAAGAAGAUCCUCUUAUACAAGUUCUUCGAAUGGUUGAUGGAGAGAAAAAACCUCCAAUGGGAUACAUAUAUGCAGCCAUGGAUCGAGCUAAAGAGACAAUUAUGCGGAGUUUCACUAUGAGAGACGAAAACUACAAAGCGGCGUUUAAGAUCAUUGAUAGAAGAUGGGAAUGUCAACUUCAUAGGCCUUUGCAUGCAGCUGGCUACUAUCUAAAUCCAGAAUUUCAUUAUUCAAAUGAAGACAUAGGUUGUGAGGAAGUCUUGAAAGGUUUUUAUGCUUGCAUUGAAAGGUUGACUCCGACAAUUGAGAUUCAAGAUAAGAUAAUAGCCGAGUUGGAUGCAUUUAAAAAUACUACGGGUCUCUUUGGUAUUCCAAUGGCAAUAAGGCUGAGAAAAUCACAAUCACCAGCUGAAUGGUGGUCUUCUUAUGGAUCUUCAACUCCAAACCUCCGGAAGUUUGCCAUAAAAGUUCUUAGCCUCACUUGUAGUGCUACUGGUUGUGAGAGGAAUUGUGGUGUUUUUCAACUACUUCAUACUAAAAGAAGGAAUAUAUUGAAUCAAUCUCGGUUGAACGACAUGGUAUUUGUGAAAUACAAUCGCGCUCUACAACGUCGAUACAAGAGGAAAGACACCGUCGAUCCUAUUGUGUUAGAUGAAAUUGAUGAAUGCAAUGAGUGGCUGACUGGGACAGUGGAAUCUAAUAAUGAAGAUGAUCUUGUGUUUGAAGAUGAUAACUUGACAUGGAAUGUAGUUGGUGAGGCCGCAGGAGCUAAUGAUCCAUAUUAUGCAACUAGAUCAGCAGCUGCUUCAAGUAGAUUUGAAAAAGGAAAAGGCGUUGCUACUGAUUCUGGUGGACAUGGUCGUUGCAAAGCACCUCGCAGGCCACUAUCUACUUCUAGUCCUAUGACUUUGGUUGAUGAUGAUGAAGAGAUGGAAGAGGAUUUCAUUGGACCAGAGUUUGAGGAUACGCUUUUCGAAAGAAUGAUUAUGAGUAUGAUGACUCUGGUUUUUAGAUGA
Messenger RNA from Arabidopsis lyrata subsp. lyrata, 1119 nucleotides. RefSeq lists its product as uncharacterized. The record is from RefSeq and is a predicted model, not a curated record. The transcript has 3 exons. Gene Ontology annotation, molecular function: protein dimerization activity. Lineage: Eukaryota; Viridiplantae; Streptophyta; Magnoliopsida; Brassicales; Brassicaceae. The coding region runs from base 133 to 1119 and encodes 328 amino acids.